Molecule: messenger RNA, 3597 nt
Organism: Erinaceus europaeus (western European hedgehog)
Lineage: Eukaryota; Metazoa; Chordata; Mammalia; Eulipotyphla; Erinaceidae
Gene: SS18L1
Product: SS18L1 subunit of BAF chromatin remodeling complex
Source: RefSeq, a predicted model, not a curated record
AACCAUGUGUCCAUGCCACAGACGGCACAGAGCACGCUGCCCACGACCUCCAUGAGCAUGUCAGGCAGUGGCCACGGCACAGGACCCGGCUAUAGCCACUCGGGACCCACCUCGCAGAGUGUGCCCCUUGCAGGGACAAGGUAAGGUGCCCUUGGCAACUAUGUGUCUCGGGCCAAUAUCAACAUGCAGUCCAAUCCAGUGUCCAUGAUGCACCAGCAGGCAGCCUCGUCCCACUACAACUCGGCGCAGGGCGGGAGCCAGCACUACCAGGGUCAGUCGUCCAUUGCCAUGAUGGGCCCGAGUGGCCAGGGGAAUAGCAUGAUGGGACAGCGGCCCCUGGCACCUUACCGGCCCUCACAGCAAGGCUCAUCCCAGCAGUAUCUGGGUCAGGAGGAGUACUACAGUGGCGAGCAGUAUGGCCAUGGUCAGGCUGCCUCAGAGCCCAUGAGCCAGCAGUACUAUCCUGACGGGCACGGGGACUACGCCUACCAGCAGCCAUCCUACACAGAGCAGAGCUAUGACCGGUCCUUUGAGGAGUCCACGCAGCACUACUAUGAGGGCGGAAACUCCCAAUACAGCCAGCAGCAGGCGGGCUACCAGCAGGGCACGACUCAGCAGCAGACAGGGUACCAGCAGCAGUACCCCAACCAGCAGAGCUACCCUGGGCAGCAGCAAGGCUAUGGGCCUGCCCAGGGAGCCCCCUCGCAGUACUCCAGCUACCAGCAAGGACAAGGGCAACAGUAUGGAAGCUACAGAGCAUCUCAAACAGGCCCUUCCGCCCAGCAGCAGCGGCCUUACGGCUAUGAACAGGGCCAGUAUGGAAAUUACCAGCAGUAAGGGGAAAGCAUUCUUGUUGGAGCCUUGUGGUGACAUUUCCAUUUGGGGAUGAAUGGGCCAGUAGCAGUUCCAGUCAACUAUGACCUGUUGGUUGCUGCUUGGUCCCACACAGUGUCUGCAUGUGAAGCGAGCACAUUUCAUGCUGGGGUGAUGCCGAGCGUACACUGCUGCCACGAGACAGCGCCUUGAUGGUGUGACAUACUUGGUGCUGUGUAUAGUAUUGUAUGUCCAUACAAUGAAGAGGUCGUCCCUUUUCUGUCCCCUCUUCUUAAUGUUUCUAGCUAGCUUUAGGGCUUCUUUGUCAUCAAAGUAUUCUGUGCCCAGUGAUGGGAUAUAUCUACAAGAUGCCAUAGUCCACAUAUUCAUAUAAGCAGACCUUAGGUCUUUGCUCCCUCCUCACGGUUGUAAUGUGGGUUGUAAACUUACCUUUCAUUGAUUACACAGCAGCUAAACCAUGGGCACAGCCCCUGGAUGACAGCCUUUUCCUAUGCCCCAAGAGGGGCUGGGAACAUCUGUGUUUUAAGUCAGUUUCUGUUCCACAACAAAAAGAUAAAUGUGCUUCAUUUGGAGAGGCUGCAAACAGUCAUUUCCAGAGCUUGCUCAUUACCUGUGUCUCUUGCCAAUUCUGUUUAUUAAAAAAGAAAAAAAGUUAUGUAUGUUUGUAUUUGAAAGAGGGAUCAGUGACUGUUUAAAAAGAAAUGAAUCAGUGAUGGCACAAUUAGUCUAGCCCAAGGAGCAUGGUAUUACUGAAGGAAAACUGGCAGUUUUCUGAAAUACUCAACUUUGUUCUUUGUUUACCUAACAGUAAUUUCUGGGAUUUGAAUAUUCAAUAUGUCCAGCUCUAAAUUUAUCAUUUAAAAUGUUGGUACCAAAAUUCCCAAUAGCUGGUAAGCUGUUUAUUUCUUCUAGGGCCUACUUUAGCUCUAUACCUUUGCUGUAAGAGGUAUCUUAAAUUAAUAUCUUACCUUUAAAAAAGAGCAUUAGAAUUUUUACUGUGCUCUUUCUAGUGAAAAGGAAACUUCAUAAAGAGAAAUCUGAGUAAUUUUUAUAGUCAUGAACAUUAAAUCUCACUUAAAUUCUGUGUAAAUGUUAAAGGCACAUGAAAAAAAUGGUCAAUGGAAAAAAUCCCACAUUUCUACUAUGUAAUAAGGACAUUUUUAUCAACCUUUACUUAGGUAAUAAUAUUCAUAUUUACAAUGAAUCCUUUAAAAAUAAUAAAACCUUUUUUUUUGGGGGGGGUAAAUGCUGACAUACUUCCAAAAACUAUCAAGAAAAUAUCCAGUCUACUGAAGAUGGUGUUUUUAAUUGAUAAAUUCUGUGUUUAAAAAUUUUAAGUAAAAGGAAAAAAAUUAAGUAGUUCUUUAUCCAGAGUUGAGUGCUUUAUGAUUCAGAAAGCAUUUUAAUUUGUUUUUCCCCUCAUGUGAAUCUUGACGGUCUAGACUGGGAAAUAUGGAGAAAAUGAUUGUUCCCAUUUUAUAGAUGACCUGAGUGCCAGUUUCAGUUCUAGGACCUUCUUCCCUCUUCUGUGGAAAUAGAUAUCACAAAUUGGGAGAUAAGCUUUUAUUUUAUAGACAAGUUUUGUUUUUUUUUUAAUCUUUAAUACUGGUAAGGGCUUAAAACACAUCUGUAUUAAACUUCUGAAAUGAGAGUUCUUAUUGCUAAAUAAGAUAUUAGCUACAUCUUAGGGAGUUGUCUCUUUUGGGUUUGUUCUGUUCUUUCCUGAAUUUUCAUAGAACUGAUUUGCAAAUUCAAUUGGGAACUAAGAUUUUCUCACUGAAAAUGUUAAACAUUUUAGAUAACUGUGAAAAUAGUUUAUUUUUAUUCCUUGUCAGUCUGAGAAUAUGCCGUGUGUGUGUGUGUGUGUGUGUGUGUGUGUGUGUGUGUGUGUUUAUGUGUGCUGUAUUACUUUUUGAAAGGACACUUAAAAAACUUAUCCCAAAACUUCAAUCUGAAAUGUCUUACAUUAAGAAUUUCUUGAAUGUUGUGUAUAUAUUUUUAAAAGCACUUUGUGAAAUAGUUUAUACCUUUACUUCCUAAUUUAUACAUGAUUUUUGGUGUUAAUAUAUUUAAUGAUUAAUAACAAUGCUUAUUUAAUGUGUUGUCCAUUUUUUUGUGUGAUAUUGUGGGGAACAGUGAGCCAGCAAUUAUUUUUUUUCCUUAACUGUAUUAUAUUUUCUCUUCUGUAAUAUGAAUGUUUUCAAAAACUUAGGCUAAAAAAAUUGUGUAGUGCAGUUGAUGUUGUUUUUUUGUUUUUGUUUUUUAAUAACUACAGAAGAACAGUGGACAUGCAAAGCAAGACUUGGAAACUAAUGCUCAUUCUUGCAGCACCCCAGACACCUAGCAGGUUGUCAAUGGCCACAGUUUUCAGAAAUGCUGACACUUUCACACUGGUGUGCAAGCACUGAUUAACCUUAAGUUUUGUUGCUGACCCACAGUAUCUCAGGGCUGAGCAGUGAAAGCCUGGUGAGCUGGCACGCAGACGUGUGGCUGCAGCCCAGUGAACUCCGGGGUCCUGCAGGUGCCGGUUCACCAGGGCACCUGCUCAGCGGGGUUCUGGGCUCUUGGCAAGGCUGCUUUCCUUUCCACACCGGUUUUAGCUACGAGCUCAUUUCAGUUUACUGAGUAGUUGCAUUGUUAUUUUGUGGGCACAGUUCAUUUCUUAGGAAACAUCCUAUGGGUUCUUUUUUCUUCAGUGAAGUUUGGCGUAUGAAUUGUUUACGCUUUUGAUGUAAUCUAAAUAAACUGUUUAAAAUCAUCAAA